AUGACAAUCACUCAACUCAAGCUCCAGGAGCCAAUCACGCUCCCAUGCGGCCUCACGCUCCCCAAUCGGCUGUCCAAAGCCGCCAUGGCAGAGAACUGGGCAGACAACGAUUAUCUCCCCGGAGAAAGAUUAUUCAACCUGUACGAAACAUGGGCUGAGGGCGGAUGGGGCGCGAUUCUCACAGGCAACGUUCAAGUCGACGUCCGACAUCUGGGCAGCCCUCACGACGUGAGCCCCAACGAAAAUAUCGACAGGGAAAGAAUACUUGCCGCGUGGAGGAAAUGGGCACAGGCAAUCUCCAAGAAUGGCACUCCGGCUAUCAUGCAGAUCAACCAUCCCGGACGACAAAGCCCAGCCAAAACCGGCACAAGAGGUUUCUUUGAGAAGUCGAUUGCUCCCAGCCCAAUUCCGCUGCACCUGGGCGACGGCAUCAUGGCCAAACUUGCUAGCGCGCUUGUCUUCGGAACGCCCAAAGAAAUGACAGUGGAAGAUAUUCAGCGCGUUGUCUCUCAGUUUGCGGAAACCGCCAGGCUGGCUGCGGAAGCAGGCUUCGCCGGCGUCGAGCUCCACGCAGCACACGGCUACCUGCUGUCUCAGUUCCUGAAUUCCUCAUCGAAUCAACGGCAGGACGAUUACGGCGGGUCGGCCAAGAAGCGGGCAAAAAUUGUUGUUGACACCAUUAGGGCCGUGAGAGACGCCGUGCCAAAGGGCUUCUGUGUCGGCAUCAAGAUAAACAGUGCAGAUUAUAAGAACAAGGAGCAGCUUGCCGCCUGCAUCGAGCAGCUUGAGGACAUCGCAGCUGCGGGCGUCGACUUUCUCGAAAUUAGCGGAGGAUCAUACGAAGACCCUCAAAUGAUGCAGACAUCGAAUCCCGCAUCCGCAAGCACCAUCCCACGCGAGGCAUUCUUCCUCGACUUUGCAAAGGCCAUCCGUGGUCGAUUCAGGCAUGUUCCACUCAUGGUCACAGGCGGCUUCAGGACGCGCAGAGGCAUGGAGAACGCACUUCAAGAGGACGCUUGCGACAUUAUCGGCGUUGGUCGCCCUGCCGCGCUGAACCCUUCGUUGCCUAAGAACCUCAUCUUCAAUACAGAGAUCAAGGACGAAGAUGCAAGGGCGUUCACGCGAAAGGCGCCGGAUCUGAUGCUUCCAAAGCUGCUCGGUAUCAAGGUAGUGGCCGGAGGAGCAGAAACUUCCUGGUACGUGAAGCAGAUGCAGUCUCUGCCAACAGUGGUAUAG
Trichoderma citrinoviride is the source of this 1236-nucleotide messenger RNA. Its product is annotated as FMN-linked oxidoreductase. Lineage: Eukaryota; Fungi; Ascomycota; Sordariomycetes; Hypocreales; Hypocreaceae. The transcript is spliced from 3 exons. The record is from RefSeq and is a predicted model, not a curated record. Bases 1 to 1236 code for a protein of 411 amino acids. Gene Ontology annotation, molecular function: FMN binding; oxidoreductase activity.